AAAAGGACUCUAUUUCUCUGGUCCUGCACUUGUCUUUGAAGGAGAGGAAGCUAUGCUAGUAGCUAUCUCUGAAAAUCCUUCGAGCUUUAAGGGAAAAGCAGUAGUCAUUAGAGGGGUGGGGCCGAAAGGAGGACCAGGCAUGCCUGAAAUGUUGACACCAACAAGUGCAAUAAUGGGAGCAGGUCUUGGGAAGGAUGUUGCUUUGCUCACCGAUGGUAGGUUCUCUGGAGGUUCACGUGGAUUCGUUGUAGGCCACAUAUGCCCUGAAGCACAGGAUGGUGGCUCCAUCCGUCUUGUUCAAAACGGGGACCUCAUCAGCAUCGAUGUUCAGAAGAGGGCCAUAAACGUUGAGUUGACAGAUGCUGAAUUGAACGAGCGGAGAAAGAAGUGGAAUCCGCCUCCUCUCAAGGCUGACAGGGGAGUUUUGCAUAAGUACAUCAAGAGCGUGCAACCAGCUUCAAAGGGGUGUGUAGCAGAUGAAUAAAGGCGGUAUAAGCCGGCGAAUGGAGUAAAAAUCGAGUGAAACAGACCAUCAUCGACGCAUGAAGUCGUUUCGCGUCUCAGUUUAGGUACCCGUCAUAGGCAUCAGAUUAAUGAAAUACUAUAAACUAUUAUUAUGUCAAA
This is a messenger RNA of Hibiscus syriacus, 624 nucleotides long. RefSeq names its product dihydroxy-acid dehydratase, chloroplastic-like. The record is from RefSeq and is a predicted model, not a curated record. The transcript has 7 exons. Gene Ontology annotation, molecular function: dihydroxy-acid dehydratase activity. The coding region runs from base 53 to 484 and encodes 143 amino acids. Gene Ontology annotation, cellular component: chloroplast stroma. Gene Ontology annotation, biological process: branched-chain amino acid biosynthetic process. NCBI's taxonomy places the organism in Eukaryota, Viridiplantae, Streptophyta, Magnoliopsida, Malvales, Malvaceae.